AUGGUCGCCAUCAACAUCUCCACCCUCACAGCCGUCCUGGCACUCAUCACCACCAUCACCGCCGCACCAGUCAAGCUGGAAAGCGACUCCCUAUCCGUUCGAUCGAAGCUCGGUCCGGAGUUCGUCCACGCAGGUGCCGAGGAAGGCUUACAGCAGAUCAACAACGACAAUGACCAGUACAAAGCUCCACGGCCUAACAACCCAUCUGGGAACCAUAAGAAUCCCGAUGGUCAGCAUCUGACUGGAGAGAAUCUUCCUCGUCCGCAGCAACCUCCUCCGCAGGCGAAGAAGUCUCGUCCACAGCAGUCUUAG
Molecule: messenger RNA, 312 nt
Organism: Zasmidium cellare ATCC 36951
Lineage: Eukaryota; Fungi; Ascomycota; Dothideomycetes; Mycosphaerellales; Mycosphaerellaceae
Exons: 1
Coding region: 1-312 (103 amino acids)
Source: RefSeq, a predicted model, not a curated record